UCGUUAUCAUCAUCACCGCUAUCAUCACACCACUCAUUCAUUCAUUUUCUCUCUCUGUGUAAAAACCUUUUGAAUCAGAAAAAGUGCAGCAGAAAAGCAGAUUAUCCUGCCACAUUCCGCCUCGUACGCGCAUACCUAAUACCGCAGGAGUAUAAAGAAUCGGGGAAUUGAUUCGAGCUCUGAGAAGGUUUUUUGGUGUUGGAGGAGAUCGCGGAAGGUUUUAGCAUGAGGAAGUGGAAGAAGUUGGGGGAGGCGGGGAGGAAGAGAAAAGUUGAGAUAGAAGAUUCGUCGUUGGCUAUAUCAUUCAAAUCACGGCGGUUAGGCACGGCGGCGACGCCGCAGAAGCCUGGUGAGUCUCCGGAAAGUUCUGGAAAUUUAACGUGCGAGAGCGUUGGUUCGGUUGUGGCAUCUUGUUGCUCGAGUGAUGAACGGAGUGACUUGAUCGAAGGAAGCUCCAAUUUCGUAGAUCUGGAGGAGAGUGAUGAUGAUGAGUCGAAUCUCGAGUUCGUAUCGUCCGUAGUCGAUUUGAUGAAUUGCAGAGAUAGAGAAACAACGCCGUCGAGAACUAAAGCUAUCGGAUCUACUAACCGCCGACGAUUUCAGAAAACGCCAUCGGAAGCUGAGCUUGAAAAUUUCUUCGCUGCAGCCGAGAAGAACCUUCAGGAACAAUUCGUUAACAAGUAUAACUAUGAUAUAGUUGAGGACAAACCCAUGGACGGAGGAGCCUACGAUUGGGUUGAAAUUCAAGUAAAACCAUGAAAUUAAGCUUAAGGAAGGAGAUGAUUGGUUCAACAGUAAAAGUCGCUAUCCGAAAGUGCGCACUGGGUAAAUCUCCGGCCGAACCUAAUACCCUGCAAACCAGAUCCGACAAAAAAGUCACGCUAGGCGAAUCAUGUGUGGCAGGUGACCUGAAGCGUCGGAGGUUUGAACCCGUAACCUCACGAUCACAAAUCCAACCCCUACACCACUGGGUCAUCCCUUACGGGAUUUUUACACCAUCAUUUUAUUCCUACGAGACGUAGUGCUUUGAGUUUUGGUUCAACAAGUAAAAAGUAAAUUUAGCCCUUUAUACAGGGAUGGAGAGUAUAUUUUUUAUUAAAAAUUAUAUAGGAUAAAUAGUUGAAUAUUUUUAUUUCAAAUUAAAAAUAAACACUCUUGUAUUUUGAUAUGAUAUGAAUAAAUAAAAAAACAAUAUUUAGUCUUACAAAAUAAAAGUAUUAAAUUAAAAUAUUAUUUAAAAAAUAAUUCAAAUCAAAAAUAAAAAAACCAAACAAGUUGAAGUUAGAAUAAAAUUAAAGAAGGUUUUGAUAUGAUAGCUGGUAUUUUUCUGACCUUAUGUAAGAUUCAUAACCAUUAUGAACCCAUUGUAUUCUUUCGAUUCAUAACCAUUAUGAACCCAUUGUAUUCUUUUGAUUAAAAUUACCUCGACCCAAUAGUUAUUUAUUGAGGAUACUUGAGGAGUUUUGAAAAGAAUUAAUUAAAUGUCAAUUAAUUAAAAAAAAAAAAA
Messenger RNA from Andrographis paniculata, 1507 nucleotides. RefSeq names its product cyclin-dependent kinase inhibitor 2-like. Lineage: Eukaryota; Viridiplantae; Streptophyta; Magnoliopsida; Lamiales; Acanthaceae. The transcript is spliced from 5 exons. The record is from RefSeq and is a predicted model, not a curated record. Gene Ontology annotation, molecular function: cyclin-dependent protein serine/threonine kinase inhibitor activity. Gene Ontology annotation, cellular component: nucleus. The coding region runs from base 226 to 759 and encodes 177 amino acids. Gene Ontology annotation, biological process: negative regulation of cyclin-dependent protein serine/threonine kinase activity.